CCUAAAAAGCUCUGCUGCGGAGAGAUUAGAGGAGGAGGAGCUUGGAGAACCCUCGGAUUUCCAUCUCCAAUCCUCAAAGUUCGAAGAAAGACCCUUUUCUGUAGUCCAUCUGCUCCUUCGGAUCGUCGAGAAAACGUAUUAAUCCUCAAGUAAGAUGGAUCUUGGAAGAUGUGUGUGGACAUUUGUGUGACCAAUUGGAUUACUCUCAAGUAUCGUUUUUUGAUUCCUUGGAUGAUAUGCUGGAUGUGCUACAUGGGACAAAGUCUUUUCAAAGAUCGACCUGAGGAGUAGAUAUCAUUCGAUACAUAUCUGCAUGAGGACAAUGUGGAAGACUGCAUUUAAGACUUAACAUGGACUUUAUGAGUGGCUCAUCACGUCAUUCGCCCUUUCAAAUGGUCGAGCACUUUCAUGAGGUUGAUAACAAAGGAUUCCAAGAAAUGUCUGCAUAUACUCCCUCCCAAGAUGGCGUUUCGAAGGCUGAUUGGACAACACCCCGUGAUGCGUACUUGGUUGAGUUGUUAAUAGAGCAGCAGAAUGCGGGGAAGCGGUCCAACAUGGGCUGGAGUAAAGAAGCAUGGAAGUAUGUGGUGGACGCAUUUAAUAAAAGGUUCCGGCUACAUCACAAUGUACAACAACUGAAAAGCCGUAUUGCACAACUCAAGAAGAACUACUACAUCGUGAAGCAACUCAUUUCUCACAGCGGCUUUGCUUGGAAUAGUGUCAUGCAUACUGUGACCGCUGAUGACGAUGUGUGGGACCGCUAUCUUAUGACUCACCCUGAAGCAAGGCCUCUGAGGAAGACGGGCCUGCCUUUAUAUGAAAUUUUGGGAACUCUAUUCGAAGAAGGAAGAUCCCAGCUUUCAAUGCAUCGUCAAGAGGAGAGCGAAAACGGCGGAAACACACCAGUAGCCCAUCGCAUGCUAUCUCAUUCGACGCCAUCAUUGCAUGUCGUUGGAGACAAUGAAGAAUUUAGUUCAGGAUCCGAAGAGGAGAUCCAUUCAGAUGAUUCCCCUCCCAACAAGCGACAAGGAGCCCCAGUAUCAUCAACACCCCGUCGUAGGAAGAGAGUGCGAGUGGGCACUGGCGGCAGGAUUGCAUCGGCCUUGGAACGCAUAGUUGCAGCUUCUGAGAGACUAGCCGAGUCGACUCAAGUGGCCGCAACAAAUGAGGACAGGCUUUCUUACGAAAAGUGUCUAGAAGAACUACAGAUGGUAGAAGGAUUGGAUGAUAUGACCUUCAUGAAGGCGGUCCAUAUUCUCAGGGAUGAAAAGAAUGCCGUCGCCUUCCUGACUCUCAAAGGACCGAGGCGUUUAACAUGGUUGAUGCUGCAAUGCAGUAAGGGCGGGCGUUACUAGGAGUCUGAAAUUGCUAGCCAUCCACUGUGGGGCCUACUUGACGAGCAGUUGGUCAGGAUUGCUGUUGAAAGGACACUACCAACACUUGCUCUUACCAGAGGUCGCCGGACCCCCCGACAGUUAAAAUGUGAUGUUAGCAUAUGUCCAUUCUUAAAGCUGGUAUGUGUGACAUUUUGAGUGGUUAGCUAAUCCAACAUGCGCUUACAAUUGUGGCGUGUGGGACAUCUGAGCUGUGUCAGGUGACUCUCAUUGUGUAGAUGACCUGGCUGAUGAGCAACUGUAAUCAAUGGAUGUUUUUCUUAGAAAAGAAAAAAAUGCUAACAGUCCUUGUUCAUUUUACCAGUGUGACGGGCUAUUUUCAAUUUCAGGCCAGGUCAUCUACAAAGUGGGCCAUGUGGCACGUCUCGGGUGUGUGCCACUCGUGUGGUAGCAUUAAGAGGCUAAGAAAAAUUAUACAAUUUUAACUACUAAUGAAUUGCUGUUAGCUGAGAACUUUUAGGGCUCCA
Molecule: messenger RNA, 1861 nt
Organism: Magnolia sinica
Lineage: Eukaryota; Viridiplantae; Streptophyta; Magnoliopsida; Magnoliales; Magnoliaceae
Product: L10-interacting MYB domain-containing protein-like
Exons: 6
Coding region: 351-1355 (334 amino acids)
Source: RefSeq, a predicted model, not a curated record